UGUGCACACAAUGGCAGCAUGUCAGACGAUGCUACACGUCAAAAGUGCAUCUGUGGCCUGUUGCACAGGAAGAGAAGGAGGUGCGACAGGAAGGAUAGAAAGAGAGGGAAAGAAAAAGACAGACGGUGCGUGACAGACACUCAAACAGAAAGUGCCGAAUGGAGGAUGAAGAUGAGGUCUGUGAGAAGUAGGGUAGAGACGAGCAGAGGUUAGUGAAACACCUGCUGCUUCUGGCGUGUGUUUAGAGCCGCUGAAUCUGAAGAACAACACGACCAACUGAAUCAACAGGGAAUGGAUCCUACUGAAUCACACUGAUGGUCUCAUACCCAGCACACACACACACACACACACACUCGGACACGCUUUCCUUUUAGCGCUCUGCUGGGAUGGCUAGACAUGACCAUAUCCCAUGGGAGGAAUACUGCUACCUGGAUCUGAAGUCCAAUGCUCAAAAACAAGAGACUAGCAAAAGGAUGGAAGAUCCCGGGUGGUUACGCAGACACCAGGCUUUGUUGCAAAGGUUCUUAUCCACCUCCAUCUUGGUAAAUGUGGUCCAUCACAUGAGAAAAGCAGACCUGCUCAAUACACAGGAGGUGGGGCUUAUCCAGGAAAUGGGGGCUUUGAAGGAUAAAGUGCAUUUAUUGGUUGAGUUCCUGUCUGUCACUGAUCCACAUGGCGCCGCCCUUCAGACUUAUCUUCAAAGUUCACACCAGACUGAGUACAACCUUAUAACUAUACAUGACUCUGUGGUUCGACCGCAUAAAGACGCUCUACUUCAGCGACUCAAAGACGAUGAAAAAACUCAAGCCGGUGGAAGCUCACACGGUUCCUCUUUCCUCCUUAUUGAGUGCGUAUCUGACCUUCAGCAGCGAGAACACGACCUUGUGCAGGUGUCAGUCAACAGAGGGGCGGGGCCUCUUCACGGUCGAGCGCUGGGAUUGGACAAGCUGAUUGUGCCUUUGACGAGGGUUAGCACCGCCCCACGUGUGACGCUGACCGUGGGCGUAGCUGGCAGCGGGAAGACCCGAAUGGUCCACCGUUUCAUCCAACUUUGGAGCAGCGGUCACAUCUAUCCAGAGCUGAGUCUUGCGAUCCCCAUUGCAUGCUGGGAAUUGAGCAGUUUCGAUCGGUUAUCGGUCGAGCGCUUGCUACGGUUGUUCGUUCCAUAUGAUAACAUGGAUGUAAUUACUUUUAAUGAGUCCUGCAAGAUAUUGCUAAUUUUGGAUGGGUUGGAAGAAUUUCGCCAAUCGUUGGAUUUUGCAGAUGCCCCGCCCACUAGCGACCCUCGUCGCGAAAUUCCAGUAUCGGACCUCAUUGCGAAUAUUGUACGAGGCAACCUGUUGCCAUGGGCAACGCUGUGGCUUUUGUCAAGGCCUGGCGUUGGGGCAAAAGUUCCGGCGGGAUUGGUCGAUCGUGUGACCGAAGCCCCGCCUCUUUCGCGAACGCAAAUAAAGAAUUAUAUUGAUCAUUGUAUAACGAACAAGUUAGAUGUGUACUCUUUAUCACAAGAGAGCUCAUCGUCUCAAACGUACACACCUGAGGAUGUCUCCUCUCAAGUGUGGACUUACCUGAAUUCUCAGAAACCGUUGCUCAUUUUGUCUUCCGUCCCCGCGGUCUGCCACAUUAUCGUGACUACAUUAUCGCGCCUUAUAAAAUUGGAUUCAGAUUCCACGCCCCUUCCGCGGACUCUUACAGAAGUCUAUGCCCACUACUGUUGGCCACAGCUCUCUGGAUCAGACCCGGCCAGUGGCAGCAUCAGGAAGCCGCUGAGCUCUCUGGGUCGUCUUGCGUUUUAUAGCCUUUUACGGCGACGGUAUACAUUCAGCGAGAACGAAUUGCGAACUUACGGUGUUGACGUACCUCCUCAGGUUGGGACUCUCGGCCACCGCAUCCUCCAGCGCAAGCAAAGCUGGUCGUACGAUAGCGUGGUGUGGCAGUUCACGCACACGUCUGUGCAGGAAUUCCUGGGAGCUCUUUUUUACUACGUUUCGUCAAGGCGUGGGAUGUUUGAUCUGUUCUCCGAAAGUAGUGUCUCCUGGCCCCGCAUUGGCUUCCACAGUCACUACCGUGCAGCGCUGCAGAAAACCAACCAAUCGGACGCCGCAGCGCAAGGCAACCUCGACCUCUUCAUGCGCUUCUUGUCAGGGCUGAUGUCUCCGGCGGUCACCGCUUUGCUAGGUGGUCCUCUGGGCAUUUCCCGCGAGGAGCAGGUGACCCAGCGCACCACGGCGACAAAUUUGCUUCAGAAUACGGUGACGGGGACAGGAGGCGACGCCGUAAGUAUGCGCAGCGUCACAAUAGUCACGUGUCUGGCGGAGCUGCAACAAGGGGAGUGGCUACGGUCAGUCGAGGAGGAUCUCAUUAACUGCGGCCUGCGGGGAAAGCUGAAGGGUGGAGUUUGCUCUGUGCUAGCUUACUUGUUGCAAGUAUCAGAUGCAUGUACAGAAGAAACGCAACUGUCUAAUUGCCUAGACUCCUCCUCCCUAAAGAGGCUCCUCCCACAACUGCUGUACUGCAGUAAUCUGAGAAUGGAAAACAAUGAAUUUAAGGAAGGUGCCAUGGAGCUGUUGGGAAGUCUGUUGAGUGCCAAAGAGUGCCAUAUUCAGAUGCUCAGUCUGGCUGACAACUCAAUCAGCAGUAAAGGAGUUAAUCCACUCAGUCGGGCUCUACUCGUCAACCGAACCCUCACGGCCCUGGACCUCCGUGGCAACAACAUCGGCGCCAAGGGAGCGAAGACCUUGAGCGAGGCACUCAAAAUGAAUCAGGUCCUCGUGUCAGUCAAUUUGCAGAGUAACCAGAUAGAGGAUGACGGUGCUCGUGCGCUGGCGGAGGUUCUUCAGUCAAACCGAAAGCUCACCACACUGAAUCUUCAGAAGAACGGCAUUGGAGCAGAAGGAGUGAAAAAAAUCGCAGACGCCCUCACAAAGAAUCAAACUCUACAGGAUCUCAAUGUGUCCGGCAAUCAUCUGGGUGAUUUGGGAACAGUGGCUCUGGCUCAAGCGCUUAUGGUCAACCACGUUCUCCACACGCUCAGUCUUCAGAGUAACUCUGUGAGUGACAGAGGCAUUAGAGCGCUCUCACACGCUCUUCAGUCAAACCGAGGACUCAGCUGUCUGAAUCUAAGGGAGAAUUCAAUAGGAGUUUCUGGUGCCAAAGACAUCGCCAAAGCCUUAAAAGUCAACACGUGUCUUAGAGAACUCGAUCUGACCGCUAAUCUUCUUCAUGAUGAGGGUGUGACGGCCAUCGCUGAAGCCAUGAGGGUCAACCGAGCGAUCACAUCCUUACACCUCCAGUGGAACUUCAUGAAGGCUGGAGCAGCUAAAGCUUUAGCUCAGUCUCUCAUGAGCAACACCUGCAUUCAGCUUCUGGAUCUGCAGGAGAACGCUCUUGGUGAUAAUGGUGUCAUUGCUCUGGCCUGUGCUCUGAGGUCAAACUCUUCUCUCGGUGUGCUCUAUCUUCAGGGUGUAUCAGCAGGUAAAUCAGGAGCCGUUGCACUAGCCAACGCUCUGGUCGUCAAUGAAACCCUUCAUACACUAGAUCUGCGUGGAAACUCCAUCGGGAUGGAAGGAGCGAAGGCGUUUUCCAGCGCUCUAAAGAACAACAGGGGUUUGAGAAGUCUGAAUCUACAGGAGAACUCUCUGGGGAUGGACGGAGCGAUCUUCAUCGCGACUGCACUGAGAGGAAACCAUCAGCUCACCUACAUCAAUCUCCAGGGUAAUGGCAUCGGGGAGUCGGGGGCAAAGGUCGUGUCAGACGCCAUCAAAGCUGGUGCACCAGAUUGUGUGGUGGAUAUCUAGUUCAAAAAACAUGUUUAUUUAGUCAUAUUCAUGUAAAUAGUUUUGUUUAUGUAUUAAAGUUGUGUAAUAAUAAAUGUUUAUUUUAUAAAACAGAA
Molecule: messenger RNA, 3892 nt
Organism: Rhinichthys klamathensis goyatoka
Lineage: Eukaryota; Metazoa; Chordata; Actinopteri; Cypriniformes; Leuciscidae
Gene: nlrc3
Product: NLR family, CARD domain containing 3
Exons: 19
Coding region: 387-3797 (1136 amino acids)
Biological process (GO): negative regulation of canonical NF-kappaB signal transduction
Cellular component (GO): cytosol
Molecular function (GO): protein binding
Source: RefSeq, a predicted model, not a curated record